GGUGGCACAGGUGAGUGACAGAAGUGGUUGGCUCAGAUAUCUGUUGAUGAGAAAAAUAAAAAAAUGUCGACAAGAAGAAACAGUAUCAACUAAAUAUCUGGCAGGAGUAACUGAGUAAGAUUUACUUGAUCAACAUUUUGAAUUUUGAAGCAUUCGAUUCCUCCAGUUGCUGGUUUUACAUGUUUAUAUACGUCGCGCUAAACCGCGGGAAUCCGAUGUCAUUAUGAACGAAUCUCGGUUGACCAAAGAUGUUCUGAAGAAGAUUACUGGUGAAUUUGAUAUAACUAGCAUCAUAAAACUGAAUGCUCAAAAUUUUGGUAUUUGUCAUCUGGGUGAGAUUGACGAAUGUCAAGGAUUGAUGUAUUUGAAUCUUUCUGAAAACAGAAUUUCAAACUUAACAUUAUUAGCUAACCUUAAAGAUUUAACAUGUCUUGAUUUGUCUGAAAAUCAGAUAUCCUGCUUAGAUGGUUUGGAAGGUUUAGUGAGUUUAGAAGUUUUGGAUGUAUCAGGAAAUCUCAUUUCAAGCAUUGAAUCGUUACAUCCACUUGUAAAUUUAAAGUUUUUGGAAAAUUUAUGUUUGCUUGACAAAAAGAAGUGUUUGACAAAUCCAGUGUGUCAAACACAACCAAAAUACAAGAUUUGUGUAUGCACAUUGCUCCCAAAUAUUUCCAUGCUUGAUGGUGAGAAGAUUGUUGGUCAGGGCUCAGAAGUUUUUAAAGUUUUUGGAAACUUAGCAGAAAAACUUGAUGAUCUUGAACACAAUAAGAACAAUGAUAACGAUCUACAUAUGGCCGAGAAAUUAAAGAAUUUGGACACAAAGCAAAAUGCCAUAUUGUCGGUGAAAACAGCACAGAAAGUGGCUUGGACAUCUGAACAACAAUUCAAUGAUUUAUUAACGGAAUGCAGAAGUCUAAAUGAAGAAGCAGAGAAGGCAAUUUUGAAUGCAAAACAGGCUUUGUGGGGUGAUCCAUGAGUGAAACAGGAACAUGACAUUCAUUGAGCUAAUUAAGGUUUUUGUUUAGACUUGAUAUCAAGGUUGUUAAGUUAUCUUUUUUAAUUUGAAGUUCUUUGGCUAGUUUGUUUAUCUUUAAAGUGGACUGCUUCAGAUUUUUAUUUUGUUGUAAAAAAUGAGAAACCUUAGCACAAGUAUUGUUUACAUCUUGAACUUCUUCCUGUCUUCUUUGGUCAUGAUUCUGUAUUUGAUCUUUGUUGCAUUCUUGCACUUGCCCAUCUAAAUCAAAUUAUCAGAAAUCACUUAUUGAAACAUCCUUUAGCACCCAAUGUACCAAGUGAUCUCCCAAGUUUAACAUGGAAGAAAUUGUGAUAUUUCAAGAAUAGGUUUUACAAAAUCUGACUGUAUAUGAGUCAAUAAAACGUUGUGUUUCUGAUUUACCAUA
Molecule: messenger RNA, 1397 nt
Organism: Xenia sp. Carnegie-2017
Lineage: Eukaryota; Metazoa; Cnidaria; Anthozoa; Malacalcyonacea; Xeniidae
Product: leucine-rich repeat-containing protein 61-like
Exons: 13
Coding region: 224-973 (249 amino acids)
Cellular component (GO): cytoplasm
Molecular function (GO): protein kinase binding
Source: RefSeq, a predicted model, not a curated record